GUCCCUGGAACCUUCAAGGGACUUACUGCUUUACAUUAUCAAAAACAAGGCAUUUCUAUAUUACUAUGGAAAGAUUUCGUCCGGAGAAGAAGUUACCUGGUCCCGAUGAAGAAGCUGUUGUGGAUCUGGGCAAAACUAGCUCAACUGUGAACACCAAGUUUGAAAAAGAAGAACUAGAAAGUCAUAGAGCUGUGUAUGUUGGUGUUCACGUCCCGUUUAGUAAAGAGAGUCGUCGACGUCAUCGGCAUCGUGGACACAAGCAUCACCACCGAAAAAGAAAAGAUAAAGAGUCAGAUAAAGAAGAUGGACGGGAGUCUCCUUCUUAUGACACUCCAUCCCAGAGAGUUCAUUUUAUUCUUGGUACUGAAGAUGAUGAUGAAGAACACAUUCCCCAUGAUCUCUUCACGGAAAUGGAUGAACUGUGUUACAGAGAUGGGGAAGACUAUGAGUGGAAAGAAACUGCCAGAUGGCUGAAAUUUGAAGAGGAUGUUGAAGAUGGCGGUGACCGAUGGAGUAAACCCUAUGUGGCAACUCUCUCUUUGCACAGUCUUUUUGAACUAAGGAGUUGCAUCCUAAAUGGAACAGUCAUGCUGGAUAUGAGAGCAAGCACUCUAGAUGAAAUAGCAGAUAUGGUAUUAGACAAUAUGAUAGCCUCCGGCCAAUUGGAUGAGUCUAUACGAGAGAAUGUCAGAGAAGCUCUUCUGAAGAGACAUCAUCAUCAGAAUGAGAAAAGAUUCACCAGUCGGAUUCCCCUUGUUCGAUCUUUUGCAGAUAUAGGCAAGAAACAUUCUGACCCUCACUUGCUUGAAAGGAAUGGGGAAGGCCUUUCAGCCUCCCGUCACUCUUUGCGAACAGGUCUGUCUGCCUCAAACCUUUCAUUGAGAGGAGAAUCGCCUUUAUCGCUUCUUCUCAGUCAUCUUCUUCCUUCUUCAAGAGCUGGAACCCCUGCUGGCUCGAGGUGUACAACCCCAGUACCCACCCCUCAAAACAGUCCUCCUUCCAGCCCUAGCAUCAGUCGCCUGACCUCCAGAAGUUCCCAGCAGAAUCAGCUUCAGGCCCCAGAACUACUGGUUUCACCUGCCAGUGAUGAUAUUCCCACAGUAGUAAUUCAUCCGCCUGAGGAAGACUUAGAAGCAAUGAAAGGCCAGGAGCAGAAGAAUGAGGAAAAUGUUGACUUAACUCCAGGUAUUUUGGCCUCUCCACAGUCUGCUCCUGGAAACUUGGACAAUAGUAAAGGUGGAGAAAUUAAAGGUAAUGGAAGUGGAGGAAGCAGAGAAAAUAGUACUGUUGACUUCAGCAAGGUUGACAUGAAUUUCAUGAGAAAAAUUCCCACGGGAGCCGAGGCAUCCAACGUUCUUGUGGGGGAAGUGGACUUUCUGGAAAGGCCAAUAAUUGCGUUUGUGAGACUGGCUCCCGCCGUCCUCCUCACGGGGUUGACUGAGGUCCCUGUUCCUACCAGGUUUUUGUUUCUGUUAUUGGGUCCAGCAGGCAAGGCACCACAGUAUCAUGAAAUUGGAAGAUCAAUAGCCACUCUUAUGACUGAUGAGGUUUUCCAUGAUGUAGCUUAUAAAGCAAAAGACAGAAAUGACCUCUUAUCUGGAAUCGAUGAAUUUUUAGAUCAAGUUACUGUCCUACCUCCAGGAGAGUGGGAUCCUUCUAUUCGCAUAGAGCCACCAAAAAGUGUUCCUUCUCAGGAAAAGAGAAAGAUUCCUGUGUUUCACAAUGGAUCUGCUCCCACAUCGGGUGAGACUUGCAAAGAGGCUGCUCAUCAUGCAGGGCCUGAGCUGCAGAGGACUGGACGGCUUUUUGGUGGUUUGAUACUUGACAUCAAAAGGAAAGCACCUUUUUUCUUGAGUGACUUCAAGGAUGCAUUAAGCCUGCAGUGCCUGGCCUCGAUUCUUUUCCUAUACUGUGCCUGUAUGUCUCCUGUAAUCACUUUUGGAGGGCUGCUUGGAGAAGCUACAGAAGGCAGAAUAAGUGCAAUAGAGUCUCUUUUUGGAGCAUCAUUAACUGGGAUUGCCUAUUCAUUGUUUGCUGGGCAACCACUAACAAUAUUGGGGAGCACAGGUCCAGUUCUAGUGUUUGAGAAAAUUUUAUUUAAAUUCUGCAGAGAUUAUCAACUUUCCUAUCUGUCUUUAAGGACCAGUAUUGGUCUGUGGACUUCUUUCUUGUGCAUUGUUUUGGUUGCAACAGAUGCAAGCAGCCUUGUGUGUUAUAUCACUCGAUUUACAGAGGAGGCUUUUGCAGCUCUCAUCUGUAUCAUCUUCAUCUACGAGGCUUUGGAGAAACUCUUCCAUUUAGGAGAGAUAUAUUCAUUUAAUAUGCACAAUAACUUAGAUGAACUGACCAGCUACUCAUGUGUGUGUAGUGAACCUCCUAAUCCUAGCAAUGAAACUCUAGAGCUAUGGAAGAAAGAUAAUGUAACAGCACACAGUAUUUCCUGGGGAAAUCUCACUGUUUCUGAAUGUAAAACAUUUCAUGGUGUAUUUGUAGGAUCAGCUUGUGGUCUUCAUGGACCUUAUAUUCCAGAUGUGCUCUUUUGGAGUGUCAUCUUAUUUUUCACAACAUUUUUUCUGUCUUCAUUCCUCAAGCAAUUUAAGACCAAGCGUUAUUUUCCUACCAAGGUGCGGUCGACAAUCAGUGACUUUGCUGUAUUUCUCACAAUAGUAAUAAUGGUUACAAUUGACUACCUUGUAGGAGUCCCAUCUCCCAAACUUCAUGUUCCUGAAAAAUUCGAGCCUACUCAUCCAAGUAGGGGCUGGAUUAUAAGCCCAUUGGGAGAUAAUCCUUGGUGGACCUUAUUAAUAGCUGCUAUUCCUGCUCUGCUUUGUACCAUUCUCAUCUUUAUGGAUCAACAGAUUACAGCUGUAAUCAUAAACAGAAAGGAGCACAAAUUGAAGAAAGGAGCUGGCUAUCACCUUGAUUUGCUCAUGGUUGGUGUCAUGUUGGGAGUUUGCUCUGUCAUGGGACUUCCAUGGUUUGUGGCUGCAACAGUGUUGUCAAUAAGUCAUGUCAACAGCUUAAAAGUUGAAUCUGAAUGUUCUGCUCCAGGGGAACAGCCCAAGUUUUUGGGAAUUCGUGAACAGCGGGUUACAGGGCUAAUGAUUUUUGUUCUAAUGGGCCUCUCUGUGUUCAUGACUUCAGUACUAAAGUUUAUUCCAAUGCCUGUUCUGUAUGGUGUCUUUCUUUAUAUGGGAGUUUCCUCGUUAAAAGGAAUCCAGUUCUUUGACCGUAUAAAAUUAUUUGGAAUGCCUGCUAAGCAUCAGCCUGACCUCAUAUACCUGCGUUAUGUGCCUCUCUGGAAAGUUCAUAUUUUCACAGUCAUUCAGCUCACUUGUCUGGUUCUUCUGUGGGUGAUCAAAGCUUCAGCUGCUGCAGUGGUUUUCCCCAUGAUGGUUCUUGCAUUAGUUUUUAUACGCAAGCUCAUGGACCUGUGUUUCACGAAGAGAGAGCUGAGUUGGCUUGAUGAUCUCAUGCCAGAAAGUAAGAAAAAAAAAGAAGACGACAAAAAGAAAGAGAAAGAGGAAGCUGAACGAAUGCUUCAGGAUGACGAUGACACUGUGCACCUUCCUUAUGAAGGGGGAAGUCUCUUGCAAAUUCCAGUUAAGGCCCUAAAGUAUAGCCCUGAAAAACCUGUGAGUGUGAAGAUAAACAUUGAAGAUGAACCAAGAAAGAAAUAUGUGGAUGCCGAAACUUCAGUGUAGAAUUGAACCCAGAGAAAUUAUAUAUAGAUAUAUACAUAUAUGUGUGUAUCAUAUUGCUAUAUAUAAAAAAUAUUGUAUGUCAUGCUAUUCGUGCAUGACUACUGGUUUUUUUAAAAGUAGUGUCUGAAGUUUGUUAUGAGCACCGUGGAGACUGUGUAUAUAAUGAAAUGGUCUCUUAGAAGUAAGGUACAUGGUUCUCACUAGUCAAAUAUUUAUUCUGUUGGAAGAACUUUUUUCUGUUUUGCGAUAGAAAGUUGUGGAGAAAUGCUUUCGGUCUAUUUCUUUUUGACUCUUUGUUCAUCAGUGGCAAGUCGUAUCAACCUUAAGCGACACAUGCUUUGUUAAUAUGUUUGUAAUUUUUACAUGUUUCUAAAAGUUUUCACAUAUUAUUUCGCUUUUGUUCGUGCUUUAUGGGCAGGACAGGGAGUUUUUAUGCCAGCGCUAUGGGGAAAAUGGUAACAUGUAUGUGUUUAAUUUCUGUAGAUGUCCAUCAUGUUUCACAAACUGUGGCCUUUUCUUGGCCAUAGAGAUGAAUGUGGAACAAUGGAAACGUUCUAGAUGAGAACCGUAGUUUUUAACUUUUAUGUUUAAAAUAAUUUUUUAAAUCUUAAAACUUCCACAUCUGGAUUUCCAUUGUGACAGACAAGUAAAAUUGCAGGUGAUUUGAAAAUUAAGCACCCAUAUCAGUUACAACUUAAUGAAUUUUAAAAGCUAUGAAAUGCCAAUUUGCAACAGUUACAUUUUGUUGCCUUUGUAGACAUUUUUUCCUGAAUCCUUAUAUUCUUGUAGAGCCCAUAAUUCCCACUCUGUUCUUUGCCUUUGCUCUGUUUUAAAUGAUUGUUAUAUCAUGUUCUCAAGUUCUUGAUUAUUUUUCUAUUAUGAGUAGUAUGAUUAAAUAUAAUCAGGAGUCAGAAUUCUCUCAGAUGGGUUUAUGAUCAGUAUUACUUUAUUCUAUUAAGAAUUACUUUUUAUUUUCUGUUUAUGUUACUCUUUCUAUUAUGUAGACUAUGAUAGAUUCUUAUCUGAUUUUAUUUUGAAAUAUUUUAUUUAUUUUAAUUGGUGUGAUGCUUAAAUAUUUUAUAAACAUUUGGAAAAAUAACAAAUAUAGAGUAAAUUGUUAGUGUAAAUAGUUGGUGCUCACUUGCAUUUAUGUUUAUUAUUUGAAAGCAAUUGACAGAUUUUACAUCUUUGAUAUUAAAGCACUGCCAUAUUUAUAUUUUAAAACGAAAUCAGACAUUUUAUGUGUGACUCUGAUGGCAUUCUUCCUAUUUUGUGUUAGUGUCUAAGCUUUUUAGCUUCUAGCAAAUCUUUUUAGUCAUUUUUAUAUAUUCUUAGUUCCACAUGAAAUAAAUAAAUAUUGUUCUUGUUUAGCCUGUAGGACUGGAUGAAUGGGGUUGUGAAACUGAUUUGACAAGAGAAUAAUUUGCAAAACUCGAGUAUUGAGAAGCCGCAGAAAUAUAAAAAAUGGUGACAAAUAUUAGGAUGAAAAUUUUAAUGAAAUUCCAGGGCUCCCUUUAAUCAUUUAUAAUUAAAGUACAGAAGUGUGAAGAAUUGGUCAUGAGGAAUGCCAAAAGCUGAUAUUUUAGCUAUUCUGGCGUUUUUACUUCAUCCUAAAUUUCUUCUUAACUAAUGCAGUUUCCUCAUCCGAGACCUUGUUGAGAGGUUCUAGUUAAAAUGAUGGAUUCAACUUGUGCCUCAGAUGUGAGGCUGGAAAUGUAGCUGCUUUUCUUUAGAACAUAUAGCUGAUAUCAUUCGGUUCUACCUGAAAAGAGGUGGACUCUGAGGGCAAUUCGUAAGUAUUACCCCACGGUGCUUAUUAUCUAUGAGCUUCCAUUGAAGUGAUUCCUUUUUCUACAUAGCAGCAUAAUCAUUUCCAAAGACCCCAGUAUUUGCUGCUAUUUUUAAAAUUCCCCUGAUGUACCUGAACAAGAGGAUUUCCUCACAUCAUUUCCUUGUGUCUGGGCAUCAAAGGGUUAACAACUGUACUUCUUUUACAGGAAGUGAUUUUAAACUGAAAACUACCUGGGAUCAUAGUGUUUCUGUGAUUUUAUUUAAUGAUGUACAGUAAUUAUGCAGUGCCAGAAAAACCACGAUUUGCAAAAUACUUUGCACUCAGAAUGUUUUUACUAUGCUUCUAGUUGUGAACAGUUUCUGCUUUCUUUUGACUACUUGACUUACAAAAUGAUCUGAUAUGACUACUCCAUUGAAGAGAAAGGUAACUCAUAUUUAAGUAAUGAACUGCUUGUUGUAAGUAGUUACGCUAUUUCCUCCACUAUUUUUGCAAAAUAACGAUCAUGGAUAGCAUUCAUUGCAAGACAGUAAAAGGUAUAAUUUACUACGUAUAUUGAUUUUUAAAUGUUGCCUUAAAUAGUUGUAUAUAAGCCGUAGUCAUUGCUGUGUACUGAUUUACCUCAAGGUGCAAAAUAAUUAAACGUGUACAUACUCCAUUUACAAAAUAAAUUCAGAUCAACAGCCCUGCACUUUCUUAGCUGCCUUGAUUUUCAGAAUGGAGCUUAGUGCUACUGAAUACCUGGCCACAGAGCCGCCUCAGGAUCUUCUGUCUCCACCCUGUUUUAUUUAUUUAUAGAUGUCUGUUUACAAAGACCCUAGUGAACCCUGAUGCUGAUCAUCUGAAAUUUACUUUUUUCUGAAUGCUGUUUCAGCCUCAAACAGCAGCUUUUGAGAAAACAAUGGACUAACUUCCGUAUGAUAAAAGGCUGAUUCUGUAUGCUCUUGAAUGUUGGACAUUCUGAAGUAUAGCACAUGCCCUUUCUAAAGCGUGUGUGUCUGCGUGUGUGUGUGAGAAUGUUUCCAGUCUUAGACAUAUAAAAUUGUUCUUAAAAGCUGUGGCAUACCAAUGUUCAUAUUUGCCAAGUCUUCUGUAAAAGAUGUGUAGAACAAAAUUUUAUAUGUGCAAAUGCAUGUAUUUGUAAAGCAGAUUUGUUUACCACUCAAAAUUAUGAACUUCUUCAUCCAAAAAAAUUGUUUCUUCCACAUACCUACAUUUUCUGUGGGAAUAUAAUAGCUUUCUAACUUUUUCCUUUCACAAAGGCAGGUUCAAAAUUCUGUAAAAAGAAAUGUGCUCCUGAAACUGAGGUAUAACACCUGAGCUUGCUGUUUGAAGGAUUAUAUCAUGGACAUCAUCAGCUCUGUAAAUGUGCUCUGCAGAUUAACAUGGAAAUCCUCUUUUUAAAGUGCUCAGAUUUCGGACGUCUAAGCCAUUGAUAUAACAUUGUAAUUUAAAAAAUGUUUAUAUUAAAUAACUUAAUGUUUUAAGCUUAUUUAUGUAGAUCCCAUCCUUGUUAUCGUAUGCAGUGCAAAUAUGUGAAAUGUCUUCUGGUUUAUUCCAACAUUAUUUAUUGUUUAGAAAGUACAUUUAAAGACUUUAAGGCCAUUCAGAGUUUAAAAUAGAGUUGCAAAAUUUGGCAAUUUUAAUGCAAAGUUGUCUCUUUUCUAACUUUUAAAAAGUAAAAUUUGUGUCAAUUAUAGGAAAACAUAGUUGGAAAUGUAAAUUAAGAACAUUUUGAAAAUUUAAUUAGCACAUAUUGACUUCAACAUUUCAUUUAGCAUAAUUGUUCAACCCCAGUUUUUUUUUUUUUUUAAAAUCAGAUUUUUGCACAUUGAUUAGUUUUUGUGUUGUGGCUUUUCUUUUGUUGCUUUAGAUUAUUAAGGUGUUUUUGUUUUUGCAGGGGGAGGUUUUCUUCCAGUGUUUACUAUGUUUAAAUAAGCAGAAAUUGAAUUUUAUUGUUCAUUUGUGUAAAGUUUGAUACCUUGGUGUAAUUUCACAAUACAGUCCAAUUUUUAUGACUUUUAUAAUCACAGUGUUUUCUUUUAUAAUAAAAUCCAAAGUAACAUUUAAAUUAUAGAGCUGAUAUUUUUCAUUUAUAUGAAGUACAAGUCUCUACCAAGUUGUGAAUCAUCCUGCCUUUCAAAUUUGUUCCAUAAUUGUUAAAUGAAAACUAUUUUUUGGAGAUGUUACUGAAGGUGAUUGAGCAAUAAAAGUCUACUUAAUUAGU
Molecule: messenger RNA, 7720 nt
Organism: Carlito syrichta (Philippine tarsier)
Lineage: Eukaryota; Metazoa; Chordata; Mammalia; Primates; Tarsiidae
Gene: SLC4A7
Product: solute carrier family 4 member 7
Exons: 25
Coding region: 66-3704 (1212 amino acids)
Biological process (GO): regulation of intracellular pH; auditory receptor cell development; monoatomic anion transport
Cellular component (GO): basolateral plasma membrane; plasma membrane; apical plasma membrane
Molecular function (GO): monoatomic anion transmembrane transporter activity; solute:inorganic anion antiporter activity; sodium:bicarbonate symporter activity
Source: RefSeq, a predicted model, not a curated record